CCACUGCUAGUUAAUGAGUUAAGAGACUUAACAUAGGUAGAGCCAAUGUGAGCUUACUUAAAGGAGGCGGACCCGUUUCAGUGACCGAAUUCUCUCAAGGGGUUGCCUGUCUUCAAAAAUUUCUGGAGCCGUUCAAAUAUUGUGCAGUGGAAAAUAUGAUCUAUCAAGUGAUAUCCCUUUCAUUCACCAACUGCCAUAGACCUUUCGGCGCUUCAAGAUUCAAUAGAUUUGCCACACUUGGACCCUUCCUUUGUUUAAGGACAAAGGUGAAUUAUUGUUUGCCAUUAGUAAUGACAGUCGGUGUUGCAACCACCACCACCGCAGCUGCUGGUAUUGCUAACUUCAGUUUUACCAGGAGGAAAUGGAGAAGACCGUCUAGCAGGCAAAUUUUUGACUGCAAUGUGAAAAUUAGUGAGCUUGGUCGUUCUGGAAAUAUCAGGGCUGCGCGUCAACUAUUCAACGAAAUGCCUCAACGAGAUGUAGUCUCAUGGAAUGCGAUCGUUGCUGCCUACUGGCAGAAUGGUCUUGCAGAGAAGGCCAAGUCACUUUUCCUCUCAAUGCCGAAAAGGAAUGUGGUUUCAUGGAACUCAAUGGUUGCUGGCUGCAUUGAGAACGGCAUGCUGGAAGAGGCGUGUGAGUAUUUCCAGGAGAUGCCGGAGAGAAGCUCUGCAUCUUGGAACGCCAUGAUUUCUGGAUUUGUUAAGUUUCGCAAGAUCGAGGAAGCCAGAAAGUUGUUUGAGGCAAUGCCUCAGAGGAAUGUGAUUUCUUAUACAGCCAUGGUGGCUGGUUACGCAGAGAGGGGUGAGCUUGAUGACGCUCGAGCUUUGUUCGAUGGAACCCCGAACAAAAAUGCAGUAUCGUGGACUGUGAUGAUCAAUGGGUACGUGGAAAAUGGAAGAUUUGAAGAUGCUCGGAAGCUCUUCCAUGAAUUUCCGGACAAGGAUAAUGUCGUUGUACUGACUACCAUGCUUUCUGGGUACUGCAAGGAGGGUGACAUGGAACUAGCAGAGGAUAUUUUCCAACGAAUCCAACAGAAGGACAUUGUAUCUUGGAAUGCUAUGAUUUCAGGUUAUGCACAAAACGGCCAGGAGGAGAAAGCCUUGAAGCUGCAGAAUAAGAUGCUCAGGUCAGGGAUGAAACCUGACAGCUCCACUCUUACUGUGGUCCUUACAGCAUGCGGAAAUCUUGCUUCUCUGUGGCCAGGAAAACAGGCGCAUGCAAAUGUAAUAAAAUAUGGUUUCAGAUCGAACAACUCUACCUGUAACUCACUGCUAACAAUGUACAGCAGAUGUGGUAGUAUUGGUGAUUCUGACUCUGUGUUUGAAGAAAUCCGGAGUCCAGGUUUGGUCUCCUGGAAUGCUGUUAUUGCAGCCCACGCACAGCAUGGCCACCAUAAAAGGGUGCUCAGUUUGUUCUCUUCAAUGCAAAGUGAUGGCCUGAAACCGGACGCCAUUACAUUUAAGAGCAUUUUAUCUGUAUGUGCACAUUCAGGCAAGAUACAGGAAAGCUUAGAUCAUUUCUAUUCCAUGGUUCCUGUUCACGGUGUUGUCCCAACUGCUGAUCACUAUUCGUGCAUGGUCGACAUACUGAGUCGAGCAGGUCAACUAGAUCAAGCAUUUGCAUUGGUCUGCGAAAUGCCAUUUGAACCAGAUGGUGCAGUUUGGGGAGCUCUGCUCGGAGCAUGUUGUGUCCAUCAGAAUCUGGAGUUGGGAGCACUGGCAGCAAGAAAACUUGCAGAGCUGGAACCCCAUAAUUCAGGGCCAUAUAUUUCAAUAUCCAACAUAUAUGCAACUGCUGGCAUGUGGAAAGAUGUAACCAGGGUUAGACUGUCGAUGAGGGAGAAAGGGGUGAAGAAGCAACCAGCUUAUAGUUGGACAGAAAUUGACCAUGAAGUCCACUUUUUCAUGGGAGGAGAUGUAUCGCAUCCAAGGAUCGACCAGAUUCACGAGGAACUAGCACGGAUCGACCUAGAAAUGAAGUUGGCUGAGCAUUGAAGGCCAUCCCUUAAUAAGAAGUCGCCCUGGCUCGUGCGAUACAUCACAUUUCAAUACGCCCUGUAAUUAACUGUGAAGAUGCCUGUAAAUAUGUAGCAUCAUGUAUAGGACCUUCUACCCGACAAAAAAAAAAAUGUAUAGGAGGAGGUUGGAAAAUUUUCAUGUUUGGGCUCAGUCAACCCUCUACCAUCAGCAAGAGGCAGCAAUUUCGAAUCUCCCAUCGAACUCUAUCGGAGAGGUAAAUCUUUGGGGCCAAAUCCUGUUUAUCUCAAUGUUCUCCAGUGCCACUCCGUUUCUGCUGUAAGCAUUCUUUUCCCGCUAAGGGGCUCUGUUUUUGUUUGAACAUUCUUUUUAAGUCUUUGUCUGUAAGACUGUAACCUCAGAGAGAGAGAGAGAGAGAGAGAGAGAGAGAGAGAGAGAGAGAGAACAAGGCUGUAAUAGAUGCAAGAAAAGGCCUAUGGGUCAUCGCUGCUUAUCAACGCUUGAUUGGUUACUUCAAAAUCAUGUUUGUCUAUGUAAUUAAGCUGUAACAUGAGGUCUCUUUUGCUUUUCCUAAGCCCAAGGAGAAAAACCUGUGCUGAAACGUCACGCCAAGGGCAAAAA
Nymphaea colorata (pocket water lily) is the source of this 2597-nucleotide messenger RNA. RefSeq names its product pentatricopeptide repeat-containing protein At4g02750-like. Gene Ontology annotation, molecular function: RNA binding; protein binding. The record is from RefSeq and is a predicted model, not a curated record. The transcript has 2 exons. Gene Ontology annotation, biological process: RNA modification. Lineage: Eukaryota; Viridiplantae; Streptophyta; Magnoliopsida; Nymphaeales; Nymphaeaceae. Bases 156 to 1994 code for a protein of 612 amino acids.